This is a messenger RNA of Salvelinus namaycush (lake trout), 4171 nucleotides long. RefSeq names its product GTPase IMAP family member 4-like. Bases 257 to 1177 code for a protein of 306 amino acids. NCBI's taxonomy places the organism in Eukaryota, Metazoa, Chordata, Actinopteri, Salmoniformes, Salmonidae. Gene Ontology annotation, molecular function: GTP binding. The record is from RefSeq and is a predicted model, not a curated record. The transcript is spliced from 3 exons.
AAGUCACUAGACUCCAUACUGUGUUUAAUUUACUGUAACUCACUUUGGUGUAUAAUAAUGUUGUUUUUUUUACAAAACAUAAGUCCAUCUCAACUACCUCAUACCCCUGCACAUUGACGCGGUACUCCUUUAUAUAGCCUCGUUGUUGUUUUUAUUGUGCUACUCUCUUUUUCUGAGUGCAAAUAUUUGUCUUACUUUUUAUGACUGUUGGGAUGGACUCGUAGUGAGCUCAAGCAGAAAAGAGAGAAGAAACAGCAUGAUGUCUCCUUUAGAAUUUUCUGAGCUGAGGAUUGUUCUGGUGGGGAAGACUGGAGCAGGGAAGAGUGCAUCAGGAAACACCAUCCUGGGGAGAACUGAGUUCAAAGUAGAUUUUGCUGCAGAGUCUGUGACCAAACAAUGUGAUAGGAGCAGUGAGAGGGGCAUUGCAGUCAUCGACACCCCUGGUCUGUUUGACACUCAACUCCCAGAGUCUUCAGUGAGGACCCAACUGGUGGAGUGCAUCGCCCUCUCCUCUCCUGGACCCCAUGUCUUCCUGCUUGUUGUUGCCCUCGGUCGUUUUACAGACGAAGACCACAUCGCUGUUGCAAGGAUCAGGAACAUCUUUGGAGAAGCAGCAGUGAGACACACCAUGAUUCUCUUCACCCAUGGAGACGCACUGGAGAAAAAGAAGAAAAGCAUUGAGGACUUUAUCCAGGCGGCUGGUGAAGGUCUGCAGCAGCUCAUUGAUACAUGUGGAAACAGAUACCACGUCUUCAACAAUGAGAACACAGACGACCGUGAGCAAGUAAAGCAGCUGAUGGAUAAAGUUACAGACAUGGUGAAAGAGAAUGAAGGGAGCUGUUACACCAACGACAUGUACCAGAAAGUCGAGAAAGCCAUCCAGAGGAGAGAGGAAGAACUGAAACGAGGGUAUGAAAAAGAACUGAAAGAGAAGGAAGAUCUGGAGUCAGAAUUAGAGCGAGCAAUGAAGGCACUGGAUCUGAAAGACUCUGAUUUACAAGUAAAACAGAAAGAGAUAGAUGACCUGCAGGGACAAGUGAAACAGAUAAGAGAGGACAAAGACUUGCUAAAAAAGAAGAAACGGAGUGUCCGAGAGAAAGCAGAAAAAGACUUUGACAAGAAAAAUAUUGUUGUUGAAUUCGCUAGAAAAUCUACUGAACGCUGUACCACACAAUGAUGUUCUACACAAACAUGUUGUAAAAGAGCAGAGCCUGUUGGCAUGGUGUCAUUAUGAAGGUAAUGAUUGACUUCCUAACUCUCACUCCUUGAUGUGGGCAGCCAUGUUAGGUUUGGACAGCCAUUUUACUAUCAAUGAUUAUACAUGGACUCUGCAAAUCCAACAGCAGCCAGCAUCUGAGCACCUAUGUUGCAUAUUAACCUAGAACAGUUCUAACAACUGUAAUAUCUGCCAGACAAAGACAGUGAUACAAAUAAUGAUUCUGUUGAUAGCUUUUUGCAUAAUGCUUGCUUACAUAAUGCAAUAUUAAUCUCAUGCUAAUGUAUAUUAUAUUCUAUGAUGAAUAUAUUUGUAUAGAAUGCUACAAAACCACAAAAGCAAUAUUUUCACAGCAUCAAUACAAUGUCCAUGAAAAUUAGCAGCCAUUGUUUACUUAAACAAUCAGGCACAAGGGGGUGUGGCCAAUAUACCAGGUUAAAGGCUGUUCUUAAGCGUGACACAACACAGAGUGCCUGGAUACAGCUCUUAGCUGUGGUAUAUUAGCCAUAUACCACAAACCCCAGAGGUGCCUUAUUGCUAGUAUACACUGGUUACCAAUGUAAUUAGAGCAGUAAAAACCAAUGUUUUGUCAUACCCGUGGUAUACGGUCUGAUAUACCCCAGCUGUCAGCCAAUCAGCAUUCAGGGCUCAAAGAACCCAAUAAAUCUAACUUAUAUUCAUGCUGUUAGUAGUAAUGCUAGAGGACAUUUCUGAACAUCCUAUCCUGUAAAUUGUGAGAGGAGAAAUCAGUUAAUAUGUGGUGUUCUCUAGCAUGGCUGAAGAGCUUGCCUGCCUUAAAGUGGUCCAGUUAAAAUGUAUUCAGGCCUCUUUCCCAGGUUAAUAGUAAAGGCAAGGCCAACUUUCACUCUCUUAUUCUCUAUCAGUCAGGGUUGGGAUCAAUCCAUUUCCAUUCUAGUCAAGUCAGGAAUUACACUGAAAUCAAUUUCUAUUCGAUGCCUUUCAAUAAGGAGAAUUACUAAAUUGGAAUUUGGAUUAUUUUCUGAAUUGACUGUAAUUUAUGAUGCAUGCAAAAUCUGAGCAGGGGAAAGCAACCUGAUUCUGCAUUCAUAGCCAAGUGGUAAGGUGGUAAUGAAUUACCAGUUGGAUACAUUCACGUGCUUUGAACUCGUUGAGAAAUGCCGAUUGGCAACAAGAUGCAUCGACUGUAAACUAAAAGCACAGCUAUCAAUCUUAUAAACAAAUGUUAGUGUUCAAAAACCAUAUUAAUAGAUUUAUUUGUAUAAAUAAUAUUUUGUUACAUGUAACUUCCAAAUGCUAAAGUAAAAAUGCUCUUAUUGAGGUCAUUUUCUUAGUAGGUGGUCAGAAGUCAGCUACUGCAGAGUCGAUAAAGUGGCAGGAAACCAUAGUUGAGCCAUGCAGCGUCUGAGCAGGGGAACAACUUCCUGCCCCUGUCACAAUUAACACGCCCACAAUUGAUACUGUUAGGGGGAGGAGAAAGACUCAAAGCACAGAGACUAGAAGAGGAAAUGACUGUUUAUACACCCUCUUGUAGAAACCAGCCAUCGUAGUGGAAGAGUCACAUGAUUUCAUCUAAAAUGUGUCUUCGUUAUAACUCCCUGCCCUCUAGACACAACUUUAUUUUUUAACUCAUAAUACAAGUAUGGUCACAGCAUUCACUGUGCAACAAUGUUCUUUCUCCUUUAGGUUUAUCCUUCCUGUUAUGCUGCCAUCUAUUUGAGUGUGAUUGAGCAGGCUAAGUCACAAUGCUUCAUAGAAAAUGUGUCUCUGCAUUAGAACUCCCUGCCCUCUAGACACUUUUGUGUUGACUUCAAAGUGUCAGUAAUGCAUCAAGUUUCUAAGUUGAUACAACGAGAGAAUAAAAGAACUGCUGUGCAUAGUGGAUAAUGAGGCUUUCUUUCAAUUAUGAGAACCAUGGUUUUGUGAGGUCCUACAGUAAGUAUUAGAUAAUACAGCAUUAACACAUGGAUGAAGUAAUUAAUUACAUUAUGUCCCAUAGGGAAAUGUACUUGACAAAUGCUUGAUGGCUGAAAUGUGUCCAUUGUGAGUGUUAAUAAUACAUCUAAGUAAUACUUUAUUAGCGAGUGUUAAUAAUACAUCUAAGUAAUACUUUAUUAGCGAGUGCGUCCCAUCUUUUUCAGGUGUCUGUAACUCCUGAUAAAAUAAUGUAACUCAAUACAACAACCUUUUCCAGUGAUCACAAAAAAAAGAAUAACAAUACAACUAAAUAUUUGUUCAUCAACCACCCAAGUGUCAUUCUUAAUGUAGGCUACAAUAACGGUAGAAUAUAUUUAUUUAGAUGUAUUAAGUUUAUAGGAACAGGGACAAUGUACGACAAAACAUGUCUCAGAAGUGAGAAGUGAUACGUUGCAACAGAUUUAGUUAACAUCUCAUUUACAUCUGCAGUCUUCCUGUCAACGUGCUUUGUGGUAACCACAAUACUUUCCAUCUCUCAUAUCUCAUGACUUGUUUCUACAGUAAGAUAACCAUAUAGAUAUCUUUCUCCAAGUGUUCUAUCCAGCUAAAUACAGUCUAUUGUCCGAUGUUCCCUUUGUAUACCUUAUAUCUCCAUCUCCCUAUGUCCUGUACUAGUUAGAUGAUAGCAUUGAAAGCAAUCAGUUAAAGAGAGAGUUCUUAGCUUUUUUAUUUCAGAUUGGCAAUGAAAACAAAAAAACAGGAAGGUAUUUUCAGUGGACCUUUAUUUUAUAGUGCCAUGAAAUAUCCAUGAAAUUAAUAGUAAUGGUUAAAUACUAAAUCUCCAUUCUUCAUGCUUCUGAGGCAGCAAUGGGAGCUGUGACUGCAACUGUAAAUUAAUAUUACAGUAGCAUAUAGCUUUUUAUCCUGACAAGCAGAAAUCAACUUUUCACUUUCACCUUUACUCAGGGAAAUAUACAAUUCUGCACUGUCAAAUGUGUGAUGAUAACCACAUCUAUGUUUAUGUUCAAGUAUUGAUUAAUAAAAUACAUUUCGAAUGAU